Molecule: messenger RNA, 1200 nt
Organism: Cryptococcus amylolentus CBS 6039
Lineage: Eukaryota; Fungi; Basidiomycota; Tremellomycetes; Tremellales; Cryptococcaceae
Exons: 2
Coding region: 90-995 (301 amino acids)
Biological process (GO): exon-exon junction complex disassembly
Cellular component (GO): cytoplasm; exon-exon junction complex
Molecular function (GO): RNA binding
Source: RefSeq, a predicted model, not a curated record
CUUAUUCUCCGAGCUAUAUUUCUUCCAUCCUCCAUUCUUGCUUCCCCUGUACAUUCUAUCACCUCUCCCCUUUCCGACAUACAACCACAAUGGCCGCCCCCCGCCGCAACGCAUCAGGCAUCGUCCUCGAUCCGGGCACCUCCCAACGAGUCAUCCCCCAGUCCAGGCGCCCCGAUGGAACCUUAAGGAAAGAACAGAAAGUGCGGCCUGGCUGGACACCGCAAGAAGACGUUGGCAUUUUCCGUUCCGCCCGCAGAGCUGCUAGAGAUCCCAGCUACGCCUCUGCCAAUCCCCAGCUCCAUAUCCGCGCAUCCAUCCCCGGGUCACGCCCACCUCCCUCCCGCACACAGACUCCUACGCUAGCAGGCAAGGACACAGACGAAGACGAUUUGAUCAAAGCCAUGUCGAACGUCAAAUUGGAUCAAGGAGGAAAAAAGGAGCAAUUCAAGACGAGUGAAGAAAUGUUCCCGCCUCUGAGAGGGACUGGAGCGCCGAUAGACCCGGUCAAGAAGGAGAACAAGACGGAGAAUGGGUCACCGUCGACUAUUGCUGCCAUCGAGCCCACUCCUCCUGGGCCGUCGAAACCUAGUGACCCAGCGCCCAUCACCUCUCAAAAACCCGACAUCAAGUCACCAUCUCCGCUUGCGACCAAUCAUUCCUCUCCCAGCGACAACAAGGGGAGUCCGUCCGUCAUUACCGAUCGCGCAGCGGAAGUGAGGCGUCCUAGUCCCAGUCAAUGGCCACAACGCGUUAGCUGGCAGGCCAACGGACAGGUUCCUCGUGGUAACCAGGACCAGGCCAGAAGUGGUUUAGGGGCUGCAUCGGGGUCAUGGCGCUCGAAUUGGCGCCCUUCUCCUCCUGCUCAGCAGCCUGCAGCAGGACAGAGUGGAAAGGACACUGCCGCGCAGGGUGAUGGAUGGGGCGAGGCAAAGGAAGAUAAGGCUGAGAGGAAGGCAGGAGGUAGUCUGGUUGAGGAUAUCAAGAAGCUGGCAUAAGAGGGGCAGCAGUGCGUGGUAUGUAGUUGCUCAAAGGUGUCAAGCUGACUUUAAUGCAGAGAAGAACCCCUUCUUUCACUGUGGUUGGCAUCUUCAACCAUAUGUGAAGCCAUUGAGAAUUGUAGUGGUCUUUCUGAACAUGUUUUUUGUACCAAUAUCAAUCUACAUCUGUCCACUGUUCUCCAUCGUAUAAUUAGAUGCACAA